Messenger RNA from Cyprinodon variegatus (sheepshead minnow), 1019 nucleotides. RefSeq names its product CMP-N-acetylneuraminate-beta-galactosamide-alpha-2,3-sialyltransferase 1-like. Gene Ontology annotation, molecular function: beta-galactoside (CMP) alpha-2,3-sialyltransferase activity. The record is from RefSeq and is a predicted model, not a curated record. The transcript has 7 exons. Bases 117 to 1019 code for a protein of 300 amino acids. Lineage: Eukaryota; Metazoa; Chordata; Actinopteri; Cyprinodontiformes; Cyprinodontidae.
GCUUCCUGAAAGUUGAAGAAGUCACAGGUGACGCCCGGACUUGAAAACCAUACCGGAAGCUCAAAAGGAGCAGGUCUUAAGGCUGAAACUGAAAUAGGAAGAGUUGCAAAACCAGCAUGACAUUAAAAGUGAAGUUGGGGAUUUUCCUGUUGUCCGUAGCUUCUCUUUCUUUGCUUUGGAGGUCAGAUUUCACUCAGCGGCUUCAGCUUCGAUACAAUGACACUUGUCCCUGUGAGGUCUGCUUUUCUAGCCAUCAUACGAUGCUGAAUCAUCAUCUGCGACGUUCUGUUAAACCAUUUCUGUCUGCUAACACCAGUGUAUCAGAAGAAACCUUUCAGUGGUGGAAGCGCUUACAAAAGGAAAAACACAAAUUUACUUAUUUUAAAUCCACGUUGGACAAGCUGUUUAAGAUCAUUUCCCCCAUUCCUGAUCUUAUAAAACCCAGCCCUGACAAAUGCAGGACUUGUGCUGUGGUGGGAAACUCUGUCAAUUUGAAAGGAUCCCAUUACGGACCUUUAAUAGAUUUCCAAGAUAUCGUCAUAAGAAUGAACUAUGCAAAAAUAAAAGGCUAUGAAGAAGAUGUUGGGACCAGAACGACUCAUCAUGUCAUGUAUCCAGAGAGCGCCGUGGAUUUAGACAACUCAACUCAUCUUGUGCUGUUUCCGUUCAAAGUGUUGGAUCUUCAGUGGGUCAUGAAGGCCAUUACAAUGGGAUUUUAUGGAAGGUCAUAUGCACCAAUAAAAACCAAGAUCAAAGCUAACAAAGAUUUGGUCAUGGUGCUUAAUCCAGCCUUUAUGAGAUAUGUUCAUGAGAUCUGGCUGAAAAAGAAAGGAAACUAUCCAUCCACUGGCUUUAUGGCUUUUAUCUUUGCACUUCACAUUUGUGAUGAGGUAUGUCUGUUAGGAAAUUUCCAACACCCUGGUCGAGUUCAGGCAGACAAACCCCAAAAUAACUCGACAGUUGAUAACCAGUCGGGCAGCCUGGACAAAGAGAUAAACGGGUCCAGUGUAAAGCUGUAG